AUAGCGUACCUCGUAUGACAUGUUUGAUAAGGGUCAUGAUAAUGGAAACCACGUGUAGCUGAGACAAAAAUAGUGAAAUUUCAAAAUAUGGAUAAUAAAAAUGGAAUUACAAAUGGACUAAAAGGAAAAACCAUUUCUACAGUAGAACUACUGGCUAUGACAAAUGGAAAAUCAAAUACAGAACCGAUAGUCCCGAACAACCCAAUAAACGAAGAUGACAGGACCAAUAACGUGACAACCACACCAGAACCGAUCAUCCAGUCGGGGACAACAUCUGAUAUUAGUAGAGGACGAGCUUAUGUCACAGUAGCAAUACUUCUCACCAUUAAUUUGUUAAAUUAUAUGGACAGAUAUACUGUUGCAGGUGUUCUGAACCAGAUACAGACUUACUACAACUUAGGUAAUGCAAGUGAUGGCUUGCUACAAACAGUAUUUAUUGGAACCUACAUGAUUUUCUCUCCUAUUUUUGGUUACCUUGGUGACAGAUAUACCAGAAAAUACAUCAUGGCAGGAGGCAUAUUUUUUUGGUCAUGUGUUACUUUAGCAGGAUCCUUUGUUGACCAGGAGCAUAAGUUAUGGUUCUUUGUUCUACGAGCUGCAGUAGGAGUUGGAGAAGCUAGUUACUCCACCAUUGCCCCUACAUUGAUAGCUGAUUUAUUUGUGGGAGAUCUUAGAACAAGAAUGUUGAUGAUAUUUUAUUUUGCCAUACCUGUUGGCAGUGGUAUGGGAUACAUUGUAGGAUCUAACAUUGCAGAGGCAUUUGGUCACUGGCAGUGGGCAUUAAGGUUUACACCCACAUUGGGUAUGGUAUGUGUGAUAUUAAUUGUGUUUGUCUUGAAAGAGCCACAGAGAGGACAUUCUGAGGGAGGAAGAAAUCUACAUAAUACUACAUUCUGUAGUGAUCUCAUGUAUUUAUUUAAAAAUAAAAGUUUUAUGUUAUCCACAUUUGGGUUUACAUGUGUAGCCUUUGUAACAGGAGCACUAGCGUUGUGGGCCCCACUUUACAUGCAACGCUCUAUCAGUGUUCAGGGAGGAAGUCCAAAAGAAAGCGUAGUGAGUUUGACCUUUGGAGGGAUAACUAUAGCUGCAGGUUUUCUCGGUGUGUUUUUAGGCGCUGAGACUUCACGGAGGUACAAGCGAAUAAACCCCCGAGCUGAUCCAUUGAUUUGUGCCUUUGGGUUGUUAUCGUGUACACCAUUCCUAUUCUUUGCAUUAGUCGUAUCAAAAUAUAAUACAACAGCCACAUGGAUACUUAUAUUCCUGGGAGAAGUAUGUUUAUGUUUAAACUGGUCAAUAGUAGCAGAUAUGUUAUUGUAUUGUGUCAUACCUACAAGACGUUCAGCAGCCGAAGCAGUUCAGAUUUUAAUGUCCCAUGCUUUAGGUGAUGCUGGAAGUCCAUACCUUAUAGGCCUUAUAAGUGAUGCAUUAGCUAAGAAGUACAGAGACCCACCUAAGACACCAAGUGUACAGUUUGCCACGUUACAGAGUGCUCUAUAUAUGACACCCUUUGUCUGUGUAGUCGGAGGAGGAUUCUUCUUAGCUACAGCUUUAUUUAUAGUAAAGGACAGAAAAGAAGCAGAGAAAAUUACUAAAGGAUAUAGUGAGAUCCUCGUAGAUUCAGAGGGGGAUGCUGAUUUUGACGAUGUUAACCAGCUGUUAGAUGAUGACGAUGAUGGACUACUUCCGUAUGCGUAAAACAUGGCAGUAAUUGAUGAAACAAAAGGAAUAGAAAAUCCUGUCUUGGAAGGAGAAGAUAUAACAGUUACAGUGGCCGAUCCAAAUAAAAGUCAGCCACUAUGACCUACUUAUCUAUAACAUUAACUUAAGGGAUAUUUCUAUGAAAUGAAAACUCAUCAAAAUUUACAAUACUAAUAAUUUGUGACAUCUUUUUAUUUUCUAUUUUUGUAUAAAACUAGUCAACACUGUAAAAUGUUCUUAAGCAGGGUUGUGAUCAAGGAACAUGUUGACUUGUGUAUGUUAUGUAUACUGGUGUUGUAGUUCACACAUCAAUACAUUUUAUUAAUAAGCACUUUCUUCUUACUGAAAAAAUGACUAUUUUCUUUGCUGUAUUACUCCAUCACUUUGAUCUGAUUGACUUUUAAGCAAAUAUAAGAUUCUUUUAUAUUGUGUCUACCUAAUUUAUUGCAUUCAAUGAUAUAAAAGAAGAUGUUGAAUUUUCUACAAUGAGAGCCCAAGCUACAGACACACCAUGUAAAGUCCUCCAUGUCAACAUACUUAUUUUAGCAGACGACAACUAUCUAUUAUAGAUUAUAGGUUUUUUCUUCAGCAGACUACAACUGUCUAUUUAUAGCUUAUAGGGCUUUUCUUCAGCAGACGACAUCUGUCCUUUAUAGAUUAUAGGGUUUUUCUUCAGCAUGUUUGUACCAUAAAAUACCAGACACAGGCCACAAUGUAAGCCUGAAUUGGCGAGGUAUUACAGUGAAGAGGUCAACAUAAAAUUAUAAGUGUGAUGUGUGUGUUUUCUGUAGAUGACCCUUAAUUUAUACAUUUGUAAAAAGUGUUUAUUUGUAAGUAAUUUUGAAGUGGGAAACAUGUAUAAUACUCAUUUUUGUACAAGUAAUUUAUCAUAUUUAAGCUAUAGAAAUUGAAUUAUCCUGAACGAGAAGAGUAUCAUAAGCCAUGAAAAAUAAAAUAAAAAUCAAGUUGUUAUAAGAAGGCAUAAAAAAGUGAAUUCCCUAUGUUGGAUAAGAACUGACACUUGCAUUUUCUAAAAGGUGAUUUGUUUUGUUGACUUUAUUUUAAGUUUAUACAAAUUUGGUGUGUUUCUUUAUAAAAGUAUAUAAAGUGCUAUCUUCUAUAUUAUCUUGAUCCUCUUGUUGAAAUAUUUAAAGCCUGCCUUGUAUGUACUAUCUUGAGAAAAAUUACUUAAUUUUUCGGUUUGAUUUUGUACACACAUAAGCUUAUCUUUGUUUGGAAAUAAGGGUGCUACAAUGUUGCCCAAGGUAGUGCAAAAAGGUCUCCUCUGCAUUAUCGUGCUACCUCUUGAAAAAUAAUAUUUGUUCUGAAAUAAAUAAAUUACUAUGAUUAUGUUUAAGUUUUUUCAAUUAUAAAUGUAAUUCAUAUGAGAUGAAAUGCAGUGACUGAUUUUUCUAGGAUUCCAGACUAAUCUAUUUUUGAAACUAUUUGAUGUGCUACAUGUAUGUUAUUUAAUAUUUAUACUAUUGAAAAUAUGGACUGCAUUUCACAAAAGUUGGUCCACAUUAAAAGUUGUUAAGGUUUUUUUUAAGUUUGACUGUUCCAAUUAAGUAAUUAUCAAAUUCGACAGAUUAAAUGAGCAUUUCAACAAUGUUUAAGGCUGAUUUAUGUUUUUGCAAUCCAAUCCAUGUAUCUAUUUCAAUUACUUUGUUUUACAAUUCUGUGAUUUUUUUUUUGUAGGAACCAAAUUCCAUAGAUUGAGGUUUUUUUUAAUAUUUGCAUGGAUAUUUGAUUUCAUGUUUUUUGGCAGCGACAUAUAUAACUUUCAAUAUUUUUGUUUUUUUGCCAAAAUCUGCAAACAUGACUACACACAUUUUUUAUUUUGUUGAACAUUUAUCCACAAAUCCAUGAAAAUUUGUAUCCCACAAAUAAAAAAUGAACUCACAGUACUUGUAAGAUUAUAUGUUUCAAGGUUGCUGUCAGGAAUGCCUACCAUAUGAAAAACUGAAUUAUUUACUGUUAUUAUUUAUGAAACGGCUAUUAUUGGAGGUAUUGUUUUCCUCAAUUAUAUGAAAUUCAUAAAGUUAAAUAAUGCCUUCUAUGAAAGUUGAAAGAUGUUACUUUUUCACUUGUAAAUAAUUCAUUUGCUGGUAGAUAUUUAUAGAUAAUUUUGAUAUAAAUCAAGGCAGCUUAUAAAUAUAAAGACUGUCCAAAUCCAGUCAUUGUGUAAUACCAUAACAUCACAGGUUUUUCUAAUA
Mytilus trossulus (common blue mussel) is the source of this 3914-nucleotide messenger RNA. RefSeq names its product protein spinster homolog 1-like. Gene Ontology annotation, molecular function: transmembrane transporter activity. The coding region runs from base 88 to 1695 and encodes 535 amino acids. Gene Ontology annotation, biological process: transmembrane transport. NCBI's taxonomy places the organism in Eukaryota, Metazoa, Mollusca, Bivalvia, Mytilida, Mytilidae. Gene Ontology annotation, cellular component: membrane. The transcript is spliced from 13 exons. The record is from RefSeq and is a predicted model, not a curated record.